Molecule: messenger RNA, 1977 nt
Organism: Hydra vulgaris (swiftwater hydra)
Lineage: Eukaryota; Metazoa; Cnidaria; Hydrozoa; Anthoathecata; Hydridae
Product: cAMP-dependent protein kinase type II regulatory subunit
Biological process (GO): negative regulation of cAMP-dependent protein kinase activity
Cellular component (GO): cAMP-dependent protein kinase complex
Molecular function (GO): cAMP-dependent protein kinase inhibitor activity; protein kinase A catalytic subunit binding; cAMP binding
Source: RefSeq, a predicted model, not a curated record
AGAAAAUCAUUUCAUUCAUCAAGUUUAUUUUAUUAGCAAGCAAUAGCAGGCUCUUCGGGCAGGUGCAUAUCAAUAAAAAACUAUUUACUUUUGAAAAUAAGCAGUGAUAACUAUGGGUUUCUGAAAUUUUGAGAUAAUAAAUUUAAUUAAGAUUGUUGCUACACAUAACCAUCAAAUAUAGAUUUAACGUCUAGCUGCAAAUUAAAGGCAGUUUUAGCUUUUCAAGCAUAGAGUUAUAAAUAAUUUAUAUUAUACAUUAAGUAAAUAUAUGACACUAACUAUAAAAGUGUAAAGGAAUGGAUUUUCAAAUACCACCAGGUUUAACAGAACUUAUGCAAGAUUUUACUGUUCUUGUUCUUAAAGAAAAACCAACAGAUCUUGUUGAUUUUGCAGCUAAUUAUUUUACUAAGUUAAAAGAAGAAAAGAAACAAUAUGGCGAUAAAAAAAAUACCAGCAAAGGUGUUAAAUUUUUAGAAAGUUUUAGCAGUGAUGAUGAAGAACCGGAACCUCCACAACAUCGCUAUGAUAGACGAAAAUCUGUUUGUGCUGAAGCAUACAAUCCUGAUGAUGAUGACUCUGAUGAGGAGCAAGUGCCUGUUAAUCCUAAAUCCAAAGCUCAAAGAGAAAGACUGAACCAAGCUGUCAAGAAUAUCCUAUUGUUUAAAAGCUUAGAUUUGGAGCAGUUGAAUCAAGUUUUAGAUGCUAUGUUUGAAAGGAAGACGGUAAUUGGAGAUGUAAUUAUUCGUCAGGGGGAUGAUGGAGACAACUUUUAUGUUGUUGAUAAUGGUGUUUUUGACAUAUAUGUACUUGUUGAUGGUGUUGAUAAAAAGGUUGGCACUUACAACAACAAAGGUAGUUUUGGAGAGUUGGCGUUGAUGUACAACACUCCUAGAGCUGCAACAAUAAUAGCUUCUUCAGAAGGUACAAUAUGGGGUCUUGAUCGUGUCACUUUUAGGAAAAUCUUGCUUAAGGCUGCUUAUCAAAAGCGCAAGAUGCAUGAAGCACUUAUUGAAAAUGUACCAAUGCUCAAGUUUCUAAAUGAGUAUGAAAGAAUGAAUGUUGCUGAUGCAUUAGAAUCCAAAUCAUUUAAAGAUGGUGAACUUAUUGUUAAACAAGGUGAUGAAGCAGAUAACAUGUAUUUUAUCGAAAAAGGAAGAGUUUGUGUAAAAAUUGCUCGCCAAGGUACCAAUGAAGAAGUUGAAGUUACUCAAUUAUCUGAUGGACAAUAUUUUGGAGAGCUGGCUCUAGUAACACAUAAUCCACGUGCUGCAUCUAUAUAUUCUAUUGGCGUUUGUAGAGUUGCAGCUUUAGACGUGUUGGCUUUUGAACGGCUACUUGGUCCUUGUAUGGAUGUCAUGAAACGAAAUAUUGGAGAUUAUGAUGAACAGCUGAGUAAACUCGGACUAAAAAAUCGAGAUUUGCGAUAAAUUUAACAAAUAUAAAGUAUAUUAACGAAGAGUAAAUGUUUAUACUUUAUCGCGUUAGAGUUCCUUCAGAAACGACUUUAUCGAAAAAAUAUUUUCAAGACAGAACUUAGUUUCAAAUAAAAUUUAAAGAAAUCACAAAACUCGAUAGUAUUAUCUAAAAAAAAAUUACGAUCAAAAUUUCGGUCAAGUCUCAUUAUUUAUCUUUUUUUUUUUUUUUUUUUAAUUUUGAUAUUCCUAUUUUGUUAUAAAGAAUUCUGGUAUUUAUUUAUAAAAUUGAAUGUUUUACAAAUUCUUUUGUGUAACUAUGCUAUUUUUUUGUGUGUAACUAUGCUACCUUAUAUUGAAGUAGCUGUGUUGUCAUAAAAGAAUUUUGUUUAGAUGUAAAACUUUGCUAAUGUGUGCUGCUUGUUUCUUAUAAAUAUAUUAUAUAUAUAUAUACAUACAAAUAAAUAUAUAUUGUUAGUUGGAAGGUUGAAUGAAUUUAUUAAAAUUGUGUAAAUAUAGUCACUUAAAUAUGAAUAUUCUGGAGUAAAGAGAUUUACUGUCAAAA